Colletotrichum karsti is the source of this 1389-nucleotide messenger RNA. Its product is annotated as FAD binding domain-containing protein. The coding region runs from base 1 to 1389 and encodes 462 amino acids. Gene Ontology annotation, molecular function: FAD binding; monooxygenase activity. NCBI's taxonomy places the organism in Eukaryota, Fungi, Ascomycota, Sordariomycetes, Glomerellales, Glomerellaceae. The transcript has 7 exons. The record is from RefSeq and is a predicted model, not a curated record.
AUGCUUGACGUCGUAAUCGUUGGAGCAGGCAUCGCCGGCUUGGCGGCCGGAAUCUCUCUUCGCCGCGCGGGCCACAAGGUACACAUCUACGAAAAGUCGGCAAUGAACAACGAAGUCGGUGCAGCCAUUCAUGUUCCACCAAACGUCUCACGAUUCCUUGUUCCGUGGGGACUCGAUCCCGCGGGAGCUGAUUUCGUCAAGGCCGGUCCCAUUGAGUUCAAGGACCCUAAGACCAUGAAAACGACGAUGGCCCUGUCUCAUGCACACAACCACGAACUCUAUGGUGCCGAUCUCUGGUAUGCCCAUCGAGUUGAUCUUCAUGAUGCGUUGAAGCAGAAAGCUAUUGAGCCCAUGGGUCCGGGUAUCCCCGUUGUGAUCCAUCUCAAGUCGGCGGUUGUGGGAUACAAACCCGAUUUACCUUCUGUGCUUUUCGAUGAUGGCAGUGAAGUCAAGGCUGACUUGGUGAUUGGCGCGGACGGAGUUCACUCCAUUGCCAGUGAGACUGUUCUUGGCAGGAAGAAUCCUCCAAGUCCCGCCAGUCAUUACAACUGCUGCUAUCGCUUCUUGAUUCCCAAGGAUGUUCUCGAGAAAGACGAGCAAACACGCUUCUUCAAUGAGAAUGCUGACAAUCUGAUUCGACUCUACCCUGACAACGAGAAGAGCCGAAGGCUUGUGUCCUACCCUUGCCGCAAAAACACAAUUCACAACUUUGUUGGCCUCUUCUACGACGAAGAGAUGAAGUCGGUUGCCAAGGAAGACUACCAUGCUGAUUUCGACAAGAGCCUUGCUAUUCAAAGAUUUGAUGGUUUCCACCCUAGUCUCCAGGCCGUUAUUGGCAAAGCAACUGAGAUCAAGAGAUGGCCCCUGCUAUAUCGCGCUCCUCUACCCACAUGGACCAAAGGAAAGCUAGUCCUGGCUGGUGACUCGGCACACCCGAUGCUCCCACACCAGGGACAAGGUGGUGCAAUGGGCAUUGAAGACGGAGCAGCCCUUGGCAUUAUCUUCACUAAUGUCACAAACCCCUCGCAAGUUCCAGAAAGGCUGGCUCUCUACGAGAAGCUUCGUCGCAACCGUGCAAGUGCGAUUCAGAUUCUCAGCAAUGUUGGCCUCGACCAGGCACAUCUUGUGAGGAAUGAACUUAUGGAGUUCCUCGAGGAGAAGCACAUUCCCAAGGACCAUCGUGCAAUCAUGUCUUUCAACAUGAGUUACGAUAUCAUAAGCGAGGCCGUAAAACUCAUGGAGGAUUCUGAUGCCUCCUUUUUGUUGCCCACUCACUUCUUUGAUGACGCUUCUGUGAAGCUGAAAAUCAACAGCGACGUCUCCAGAGUGAACGGUGCCAGUUGCGAUACUCAAACCUACGUUGACACUGAGGUCAUCGCUGCCGCAUGA